Fusarium vanettenii 77-13-4 is the source of this 2924-nucleotide messenger RNA. RefSeq lists its product as uncharacterized. Gene Ontology annotation, cellular component: cell division site; plasma membrane; division septum. The transcript is spliced from 3 exons. Gene Ontology annotation, biological process: cytoskeleton organization; small GTPase-mediated signal transduction. Gene Ontology annotation, molecular function: GTPase activator activity. The record is from RefSeq and is a predicted model, not a curated record. Lineage: Eukaryota; Fungi; Ascomycota; Sordariomycetes; Hypocreales; Nectriaceae. The coding region runs from base 1 to 2526 and encodes 841 amino acids.
AUGCCGGGGUUCGCUGAUUCCUUCUGGUCGAGCGAUUACGCUGCGGGACUCGGCGUCCUGUUCAGCAAGCUUCAACAGGGCGUUCUCGAGAAUAGACAGGUCCUGACCAUCGCUCGCUUACGCGCCGAAGCCGAGGAAACUUACAGCUCACGCCUGAGCGAGAUCACCCCGUCUGCGGACAAGGUCACCGGCGGUUUCACUCGCGACGAUGGUGCUACCGUUCGCAAGGCCUUUGACGGCAUGCGCAACGAGAUGCAAGAUGCUGCCCGCAACCAUCAUCGCAUCGCCCAGAGCAUUCGCGACCUCGUCGUCAACCCAUUCUCUCGUUGGUGCGACGCCCACGAGGCUCGCAUCCAGGAUUCUCAGGAUGAGCUACAAGUCCGCAUCAAGGCUCACGAUCGCCAAGCCGAGGCCGUCAAGAAGCUCCGAUCGGUUUACUUCAACAAGUGCCGCUUAGUCGAGGACCUUGAGGAGGAAAACAAGCUUGCUUUCCAGGAUCCCGAGAACAGCCCCAAGCAGAACCAGAACAUUCCCGAGAUCAAGGUUCAGCCCCACAAGGAAGAGCCGCCCGCCCAGGAGGAGGAGGAGGAGAUACUCUACGAGAUUGGCGAUGAUACCUAUCAGCCUGAGCAGGUCAAGAAGAUUCUCUCCCAGAUGCUCUCGACUAUCAAGAUGGGCGAGACCAAGGUCCCCAUCUUGGGCACCUACCUCAACACUUCAGCCGGUUCCGAUAUCGUCGAAUACCUCCAGCGCAGCAUGGGCAACAUCAGCGUCGCCUAUGCUGAGCGCAUUGGUCAGGAUCUUAUUGCUAACGGUUUCCUCCGUCUUAUCGGUAAUGUCGGCAACAACUUUGCCAAUAGCUCCAAGCUCUUUUAUCAGUGGCGACCCAAAGCCUUCCAAUUGGCGGGUGUUCCCGAGAAGAAGUCCAUCAACCGUACUUUCUCCCUGGCCUCGACUGGCUCUGAGACGGCCGAUUCUCCUGUUGUUGGCACCGUGAGCGAGUACCUGUCGGGCUGGAAUGUGCUUAACAACUCGCACCCCAACGAGACCCCCAGCCAGCGCAUGCAGCGCGAGGCCCGUGAAGCCGACGAGAAGUAUCGUGCUGGUGUUCGCAAGCUUGACGAGCUGCGAUGUGAGCUUGAGGAGUCCAUCUUCCUCCACCUGAAGUUCCUUGAACGCUGCGAGCUUGACCGUCUCAAGGCUGUCAAGACUGUCAUCCUUGACUUCUCGGGCACCAUUGGCAACGUCAUUCCCAGUCUGCAGUCUACCGUAGACCAGAUGAUGCUCUUCCAGGAGACCAUCCAGCCCGAGGGCGACCUGCGGUAUCUGCUCGAGACGUACCGCACUGGAAGCUUCGUCCCAAAGGUUGUGACGUACGAGAACUACUACAACAAGGUGGACGAGCAGACUUUCGGAAUUGAUCUCGAGGCACGCGCAAGGGCCGAUAAGAAGCGAGUGCCCAUGAUUGUCACGACUAUCCUGACGUAUCUGGAUCACCAUUAUCCCGAUCUGGAGGGUGACGAGGCUCGAAGAGGUGUGUGGCUUGUUGAAGUUCCUCUGGCGCAGACACACAAACUCCGUAUCAAGGUCAACGACGGCAAGCCUGUUGCUCCUGAUGUCUUUGACGAGUUUGAUAUCCCUACCGUUGCUUCACUGCUCAAGGUCUAUCUCCUGGAGCUUCCUGCAGAUUCAAUCAUCUCUUCUCAUGUUUACGAGAUUAUUCGACAAAUCUAUUCGACAACUUCUACCGAUGCGGACGAGUCUUCCCGAAUUGCAGCUCUCCAAUCAACUCUUUCACAGCUUCGUCUCACUAACAUUGCGACCCUUGAUGCCUGCAUGAACCACUUUACCCGUCUUAUCGACCUGACAUCGGCGGAUGAAACCUAUGUAUCGUCUUUGGCAACUGCCCUGGGCCCUUGUAUCCUACGACCGCGAACCGAAACUUCUCUGACCCUGGAGGAGAAGCACGCCUACCGACUGGUCCGGGAUCUGUUUGCCCACAAGGACGCCAUCUUUAGCGAACUCAAGCGCAUGUCCAUGGUUAGUCAUUCUUCUUCUGUUAGCGGCAACCGGCCUCGAGCAAUUAGUACCGACGAGAGCAACCGCAAGGCCCUUAUGGAGGAGCGGAAUAAGGCUCUGCUCGAAAAGGCCAACGCAACCCGAGGCCGGGAUAGGAGCCCUGCUCCCAGCCCCCGCGGCCAUCGUCGAGAUCGCAGCACCGGAGGACCCGAGACCCGAUUUCCGAUUCAAACGAGCCCGACUUCGGCUACUGACCGGCAACGCAGCAGCCUCGGCAGCCUAAACAUCAUUAAGCGCCAGAGUCUUGAGGUUCCCGAGCCCGAUGGAUCUGCACCUGUUAACGGCGACGCGGAGAAGGCAGGCGGCGAGCCGGAGAAGCGCGACAGCAUGGGACGGACACCGGCCAAGUUUGUGGGCGGCAAGCGAAUCCCCGUGGUGCCGUCUACCCCCCCUCAAGAAUCGCCCGCCCGCGGCGUGCAGCUCGAGGAUGCCCCUAUGGAGGACUAGGUUGGAGUGGGACGGCUUGCCCGUGGUUGAGGCAGGGCCUCUCACCUGACAGGGCACACCAUGGGAGAUACCUGAGGAGUUGGGUUUUUGGGAAUACAGCGGGACGAAAGGUGGACGGCCGGUGCUUGAGGAUAUGGGUAGAAAGAGACGGGAGACACGGGUAUCAUUGUCGACCUGUUUCUUUUCAUGCCCAUAAAAAGUCUGGCCGGGAUAAUCUAUCUUGUCAUGUGUAUGUGUUAAUGGAACAUGAGCAAAAAAGAAGAACCGGUGUACUUUUUGUUGCUGCUUUUGGAUGAGCUUGCUUUUUCUUGUUUUGUUUUCGUCUUUGUAUUUAUGCUGUAUUGUAUUCAUGAUAUGGCGGAGAUUCCCUAUUCGUUUUUAAGAUUUGUUUCCGAGAU